GUAGACAACAGGAGCAGCAGUAUUCUAAAUGUUGCCAAACAAUGGAGGAGAAGAAGGGAAUGAUGACAUCUUGCUCUCUGGAUCAGAAUGUUCUGAGGAUCCAGAAGCUCAUUUUGUGAGCCAUAUCGACAUAUGCAAGGGAGUGCUGAAAAGUUCUUGGCUUUGAGUAAAAGAAAAUACAGGAGUAUCAGCAAGGAAUGGCGGGUUACACAGAAGGAGUUGUCAUGGAUAGCCGCCUCGAAGACGACCGAUCACAAUAUGACAACAGUUCGGACACGAGUUUCGUUCGACUUCUAUCUCCUUGUGUUAAUGAUAUUCCUACGUCGGAAUAUAAUCAUGCCGCCCAUUGUAUGAUAUAUUGCCGAACGAAUAAAACUUGGUGUAGGAACACGAUGAAAGCUCAUAUCAUGAUGCAGUUUCGUUUUGAUGGAUGCAUAGGAUUUCCUGGUGGCGCUGUGGAAGCAGAUGAAACAAUUGUGAUGGGUCUAAACCGAGAACUACAAGAAGAAAUUGCUUUAAAUCUUGACAAAUACUCUAUCAAAGAUAGCGAUCAUCUUGUGUCACAUUUUUACAGACAAAAAAAUCUUGUACUACAUUUCUUUAUAAAGUCUGUGACAGAGAAUGAUUUCAAUGAAAUACAAGCAGCAAGUCUUACUUCAGAAUGUUAUGGAACAGAGGUACUGGGAACAGUUAUCCCACCACUGUUUACUAUGUCCAAUGGAAAAUCAGGUUUACCAAACUUUCUUGCCAAUAUGUUUAUUGGUAAUGCACAACAACAGCUACUAUGUGCACUAGAAUCCUGCAAAAUUCUCUCCAAGACUGAAAUCAAUGAAGCUGUGAUGAAAAGUAAAAAAAUUAACAAACAAAAUGUUUAAUGUAAAUUUUAUUCAUUUGGAGCAUUUGGGAAUUUUAUUCAUUUGGAGCAUUUGGGAAUUCUAUUCAUUUGGAGCAUUUGGGAAUUCUAUUCAUUUGGAGCAUUUUUAAGAAUUUUAUUCUCUUGGAGCAUUUAAGAAUUAUAUUCAUUUGGAGCAUUUAAAAAUUUUAUUCAGGAGGAACAUUUCAUUGUUUACAUUUUGAGCAUCACCUAUCUUAUGAAAAGUUGUGGACAGUACAUUUACUUUCCCAGAUUAAAAUCUCAGAAAUAAUGGUUGAAAUAAAAGUUUGUUGGCAACUAAAAAAAAUUGUACUGAAUAUCAAAGAAAAUUUGUUUUGAUUGAUUAAAAAUACUCUUUAUAACUGUUA
Messenger RNA from Octopus bimaculoides (California two-spot octopus), 1242 nucleotides. Its product is annotated as U8 snoRNA-decapping enzyme. Lineage: Eukaryota; Metazoa; Mollusca; Cephalopoda; Octopoda; Octopodidae. Gene Ontology annotation, molecular function: snoRNA binding; phosphodiesterase decapping endonuclease activity. Gene Ontology annotation, biological process: mRNA catabolic process; sno(s)RNA catabolic process. Gene Ontology annotation, cellular component: nucleus. The record is from RefSeq and is a predicted model, not a curated record.